AUGCCAGGACUCGGAGGGAUCGAUCUGAAAAGGUAUCAGAUAUCACGACAGCUCGGAUUUCUCCCAGCACAGCCGCCCUUGACCCGUCUACCUCACUCAUGCUACCAGAUCUGGGAGGACACACUAGGGAAAUUUCCUUCACUUUGCAACGAUGAAUCGAUCCGGCAGCAGAUGGAUAACAUGCCAGUCCUAUCUACGCGGGCUUUGGCCACAGAGCCCGAGUGGCGAAGGGCGUAUGUAGUCCUGUCCAUGAUGUCUCAGAUUUACAUCUGGGGCGGCUGUCAACCAAGCAAGACGCUUCCAAGAUCUCUCACCAUCCCCCUUUUAGAGGUCUCUGCACACCUUCGCAUCGAGCCCUGCGCGUCUUACGCCAGCUUCUGUCUGUGGAAUGUACGGCCGAUUCCAGCUCUGGGUUAUCCGGACCCGGAGGUAUAUUCCAAUCCAGAUAAUCUAGCCAUCAUCAAUUCCUUCACUAGAACCAAAGACGAGGAAUGGUUUUUCUGCGUCUCGGCCUCCAUCGAGGUCAUUGGGGGUUGCAUGAUACCCAAGAUGCUCGAAGCCAUCGACGCCGCUGGGGACGGACGCCGUGAGCAAGUCACCGACUUCCUCGACGAGCUCGCCGGGUGUCUCGCACAGAUAGACGCCACCCUGGGCCGAAUGUACGAGAAAUGUGCGCCGUCGGUGUUCUACCACCGCGUGCGUCGGUUUCUCAACGGCAGCAAAAGCAUGGGGGGCGUCUGUUACGAGGGACUUGACGGGCCCGGCGACUGGCGCAGCUACGCCGGGGGAAGCAACGCGCAGAGCUCUCUGAUCCAGCUCCUGGAUAUCGUGCUCGGUAUUGAUCAGUCUGGCUCUGGCGCCGGCGCAGCGGGCAAUGGUGGAAAAGGAGCAUGCAAACCGCACGGCUCCUUUCAUCGCCACAUGCGCGACUACAUGCCGGGACCGCACCGGGACUUUCUCCAGCUCAUGUCUCGCGUCGCGAAUAUCCGCCUCUUUGUCCUGGGCCACUCGCCCGGCUCGGAUAUUCGAGCUGCGUAUAAUCGAGCUGUUGGCGCUCUGGUGGAGAUUCGUCAGAAACAUAUGGUCAUGGCUGCGCGGUAUAUCAUUGCCCCGUCCUUGAGGGAGAAGGGCGAAGGUGGGUUAGAGGGCGUACGAGGGACUGGUGGGACGGAGUUUAUGCCUUUGUUGAAAGGCGCAAGGGAUAGGACUAUGGAGAGUAUAUCAUUGACGGGUUGUCGAGACUGUUAG
Aspergillus thermomutatus is the source of this 1248-nucleotide messenger RNA. RefSeq names its product indoleamine 2,3-dioxygenase. The transcript has 2 exons. The record is from RefSeq and is a predicted model, not a curated record. Gene Ontology annotation, cellular component: cytoplasm. Gene Ontology annotation, biological process: 'de novo' NAD+ biosynthetic process from L-tryptophan. Gene Ontology annotation, molecular function: heme binding; metal ion binding; indoleamine 2,3-dioxygenase activity. Lineage: Eukaryota; Fungi; Ascomycota; Eurotiomycetes; Eurotiales; Aspergillaceae. Bases 1 to 1248 code for a protein of 415 amino acids.